Messenger RNA from Helobdella robusta, 282 nucleotides. RefSeq lists its product as hypothetical. Gene Ontology annotation, molecular function: protein binding. The transcript has a single exon. The record is from RefSeq and is a predicted model, not a curated record. Gene Ontology annotation, cellular component: plasma membrane. Gene Ontology annotation, biological process: axon guidance; cell adhesion. Lineage: Eukaryota; Metazoa; Annelida; Clitellata; Rhynchobdellida; Glossiphoniidae. The annotation marks the transcript as partial.
CCCAAAAUCCUCUCGCAUCCGUCCCCGCUAGUACACGUGACAUCCGGCAAAUCUUUCGUCCUAUCGUGUUUCACUUCGGGACAGCCGGAACCAAGCGUCGUGUGGCUCAAAGAUGACGUCAUUAUUGAUUUUUCAAAAGCUGGCGAUAGGGUGUCCACGUUCGAGAGUGGGUACCUCGUGGUGGCCGAUGGUCGGGAAAGGGACGGUGGGAGGUACAGGUGCAUGGCGAAAAAUAGGGCCGGCCUUGUUUAUUCAAAAAGUUCCCAAGUUAUUGUUAGAGGU